Molecule: messenger RNA, 828 nt
Organism: Cladophialophora yegresii CBS 114405
Lineage: Eukaryota; Fungi; Ascomycota; Eurotiomycetes; Chaetothyriales; Herpotrichiellaceae
Exons: 2
Coding region: 1-828 (275 amino acids)
Molecular function (GO): zinc ion binding; carbonate dehydratase activity
Source: RefSeq, a predicted model, not a curated record
AUGCUUACCUCGCUCUUUCUCCUUUCUGCUCUCUUCUCGACAGCCUGGAGCUGCCCGAAGCACGACAACUACCAGUCACAUCCUCACCUGGGACGAAGACAAAUCCGAGUCGACAAAGGCCGGGAGCCUAAAGACUGGAACUACGACGUCUCUGCAGACUGGGCGACCAUUAACCCUGAAUAUGUUCUGUGCCAAUCUGGAACACAUCAGUCGCCCAUCAAUAUCGCUCAACAAGAUCUUUCGACCCUCCACAAGCCGAAUUUCGAGGGCUACCAGUCCGUCAAGAUCCCGGGCAACUUCUUCAACUGGCAAUUCGCCCCAGCCUGGACGCCUCACCAUCCGGAAGGCGAUGUCACGGGUCUCCCUAGCUUCAACUUCGAUGGCGAGGAAGUCUUCAACAUCGGCUGGCACAUUCAUGCACCGUCCGAGCACCUCAUCGACGGCAAGCGCAGUCGCGCGGAGAUCCACAUGGUCCACGUCACCGCGGAAGAGCAUGAAGCGGCCGUGAUCGGUAUUCGACUCGCCGUUGGCCCACAAGAAUCCGCCUUCAUCAAGCAGCUCGGCCCGAUGAUCCACUACAACGAUACCGCCCAGCUCGAGGGCCUGGAGGUCAAUCUGCGCCUUGCCAUCGAUGAAGUAGGCGGCGUCGAGGAGUUCUGGACCUACAAGGGCAGCCUGACCACGCCUCCCUGCAGUGAAGGUCUCCGAUGGUUCUUGCCCAAGCAGGAGCUCAUCGUCAGCGAGCAGCAGAUGGUCGAGAUUCUCGCAGCUAGUCGCUUCUCCCACCGCGUCGAACAGCCCGUUUGGCUUCAUGACAUCAACUUGUGA